Messenger RNA from Neohortaea acidophila, 1500 nucleotides. RefSeq lists its product as uncharacterized. NCBI's taxonomy places the organism in Eukaryota, Fungi, Ascomycota, Dothideomycetes, Mycosphaerellales, Teratosphaeriaceae. The transcript has a single exon. Gene Ontology annotation, molecular function: protein heterodimerization activity; transcription coactivator activity. The coding region runs from base 69 to 1379 and encodes 436 amino acids. Gene Ontology annotation, biological process: RNA polymerase II preinitiation complex assembly; transcription initiation at RNA polymerase II promoter. Gene Ontology annotation, cellular component: nucleus; transcription factor TFIID complex. The record is from RefSeq and is a predicted model, not a curated record.
CCUACAUCUCACCUCACCUCACCUUACCAUGCUCCUCCGAUAAGACCAUCCGCAAAACAUCCGCCGUGAUGGCCUCUCCACCUCCGUCAUCGGCUACAUCUCCCCCAGCCGCCUCGCCUCUGGCCCUCCCCCGUCAACGACCAACGCUCUCCCUCCAGAGUCAAAGCAGUCACACCCGCCGCCCCUCACCCCUCACCGCCUCCGCCCACAACUCCGCCCAUCCCCUCCGUCAAACCUCCUUUCCCCCACCAGAUAGCCUCGAAGCCCAACACGCCGCCGCAGAAGAUGCAGUCCUGCGCUACUCCCCCACGCAGACCUCGCAAGGCAGUCCCGGCGCGGACAUGGACGACGACGAGGAGUUCAGCGACAGCGAAAUCAUGUCCGCCAUUUCCGGCGUAGGGGACAGCGGGGCCUCGCGCAAACGCAAGCGAGGCGAGAAACGAGCGCGCGGUCGACCUUCGAAAGCCCACACGCACGCUCGCGCCAGCAGCGUCAGCCUCGUGAAUGGCGAACGCGAACGCAGCUCCCGCGGCGGAACAGCAGGCGCGGCAUCGCUCGCAGGCGACGAAGACGAGGAGGACGAAGACGAUGAUCUAGCGCCCGGCGCUGGCGGAGGCAGAGCACCGCUUUAUGCGGGCGGUGAACUGACCGAAGCCGAAGUGCAAGCCGCGGACAUCGCGCGCGCCAGUUUCCGCACGUACAUGGAGAGGCUUGACCGGACGCCGCUGACCGCCACGCGGCCUUCGCGCGCCGGCCUGACGGUCAACGACAUGGCGGAUCGCUUCGACGUGCAGUACCGCGCGAAAUUGCACAAGAAUGAUUUGCGCAAACUGGUCAAUCAGACGCUGAGUCAGAGUGUGCCAGGGAAUGUCGUGCUGGUCGUCGGGGCGUACACGAAGAUGUUCGCCAUGGAUCUGAUCGAGGAGGCGAGGAAGGUGCAGAGGGAGUGGGCGGGCGUGGAAUCAAAGAGGGCAGAUGGAGGGGAGAAUGCCGCUUUUGACAGACUGAACCACGCGCUGCAAGAACAGCGAGCCGAAGAGGAGAACGAACCGCCGACCACUCAAGAUUCUCGCGUAACCGAAAAGGACGAGAAAGCCAACAAGUCUUCCUCCAGUCCUGCGCAGACGAACGUCAAAGAAACGAAAGAAGCGAAACCUCCCCAGAGCAUAGCAGAGGCUCUCAGCCUAGGUGGUGCGGGCGGACUGCAGUCCUCAUUUCUGGAGUGCGACCGUGGCCCCCUUCUUCCAGACCAUCUCCGCGAAGCCCUACGGCGCUACAAGAAGUCCCGUGCAGGCGGUACGGUGGGGUUUACGGGACUCAGUCUUGAAGGCAGGGAGGUCGCGGCUCCGCGUAUGGGCGGGAGGAGGCUGUUUCGUUGAGUCAAGCUUCGGAGACAGCAUUCUAUUUUAGCGAUGGAGUUCAGGUAGGCAUUGAGCGUCGCUCGAUAGCCCAAGUAUGAGAAUAGGUUCAUAGAAAGAGACAAGUCAGGAUCUGUGGGAG